GCAGCGUCGGCUGUUCAAGCUGCACCGCGACUUGCUCAUGGAGGACAGCAGUCCGCCGCUGGCUUUGGAGUGAAGAUGGCAGCCGUCGCUUCUUGCACAGCAGCGGCUGUUGGCUUGGCUUCCAGCCGGAAGCGCUCCAAGACCGCGGCACGCUACACCACGCAGACGAUCCUGCCGUCCCUCGCCUGGAUCAAAUCGGGCGUGAAGGCUUCCGAGCUGCAGCCCAAGCAGCUGAAAGCCCUGACGCUGGCCGGAAACGAUGUGCUGAUCGGCAAGACGGAGGCUGGGGCGCUCUUCUGCGUGGGCACAGAGCGGGCAAAGAUAGGCAACGGCGUGCAGUCUUUCGAAACAUGGAGGUCGCCUUCGUUGCUCCCGUCACGUCGAAGUCUUUGCCCACGGCGCAGCUCGCCUCUUCAGCUCCAGCUCCACAAGGGCCCUCCUCGCCCUCCACGCUCCUUGGUGGGUCUGCAGCGCUUGGUGCGGCAGCGGUGGUGGCUCUGGCCUCCAGCUCGGGGAGGAGGCGCGUGGCGCGGAGGGCCGAACAGGAACUGGCCAAGUUGCCCAAGCACAUGCAGCCUGUGGACAUGAACAA
Molecule: messenger RNA, 592 nt
Organism: Symbiodinium necroappetens
Lineage: Eukaryota; Dinophyceae; Suessiales; Symbiodiniaceae
Source: the annotation of a GenBank genome assembly